Molecule: messenger RNA, 1775 nt
Organism: Rubroshorea leprosula
Lineage: Eukaryota; Viridiplantae; Streptophyta; Magnoliopsida; Malvales; Dipterocarpaceae
Source: the annotation of a GenBank genome assembly
GAAUGAGAGGCCUCGAUUUGAUUAGUUGAAGUUAGAAACUUUGAUGAAAUCGAGUGAUGUUGUUUCUUUGAAGGAUCAGUUGAAGAAGAAAAUGCAAGAAAACAAUUACCAAGGGAAAUUACAUAGUGAUUCUAAUGUUAACUCGGUUAAUGGUGAUAAUAGUUCUGUUAAUAAGCAAAAUCGUGAGAAGGAGAUUGCUAGUUCUCUGAAUCCUUUGCCGAAACCUAAGGCUACUCGUACAGAUAAUGAUUGGACUGAACUCCUUGGAACGCCUAGUCAGGGAAGAAGCUCCUCAAGAAAGCAGAAUAAUGGGGUGUCUACGAUUCAUGGGUUGAGGAAAGAUGGUAAAAGGUCAGACAUUGCGUUGAGAGCUAAGUUAAUUGGGAGGCCAAGUGACAGUGAAGAGUCUAGCUCUUCAGGGUGGCCCUCGAGUGUUGAUAUGCAGAAUGAUGGCAAGAACUCAGAAGGGCUAUUGUUAGAUCAGGUCUUAGGCACAAACUUUCCAGCAGAAAGAAAAUAUGAGAUGGAUAGUGAAAAUGGUACAUCAAAUUCUGAAGACCUUUUAUUGGAGGGUCCAUCACAGUCCCUAAACAAGAAUUGCUCUUUGGAAACCCUGGUGCUAUUGAGGAAAGUUGCUGGAGCAUCUGAUAGGAAGAUGGAGUUGGUGGAUGCGCAGGAUAAGCGAAGAAGUACCAUAAGGGAGAAACCCAAGUCAAAUGUUGCAGUCACUACUGCAACUGCUAAUGAUUUAAAAAGAAGCUCUUCUUUUACAAGUGAUGUAAGCUUUGCUUCAGAUUUUGAUUCUGAUUCAACCUCUGACUCAGAAAGUGAGUGUGAGGAGGAGGAAAGGAGGAGGAGAAGGGAAAUGCUUUUGGCUGAAAAAGCAGUAGCUAAAGCUGUGGCGGCCAUCAAAGAACGUGAGAAUAUUGUUGCCAGAUUGGAAGGAAAAAAGCAAAGUUUAGAGAAAAUACUUGAGGAAUGAGCCAAGCAACAGGCUUCAUAGCUGCAGACAACUGUGAUGGAAAUGAUGGAAGCCAUUGAAUUAGAGAAGUAGUAACAUAAUAAUACUAGAAUGGAAGCCCUACAAUGAUUAGUUAAACUAAAGAUUAAUCAAGUAGCAGAACUCUGGCAACAAAUUUUGUCCAAAGAAAUAGCACAUGAAGAACUGAGAAUGAGGAUCUCUAGUUCCAGUACUCAUCAACCUGGAACUUAUCAAAACCAAUUAGCAGCUUCAAAGGGUGUUGAGUUUGAACAUGAAAUCCUUGAGGUUGAGUACUCUCUCAUCUGAUAAGAUUGGAAAAUUGCAGCAGAAGACAAAACAGCUGGAGUCUAAUAUUGAACUUACAAGGAAAAAGAUAGAGGAACCAACAGAAGUAGAAGUUGAACUCAAGCGGAGGCUUGGACACCUGACUGAUCAUUUAAUUCAGAAACAAGCUCAGGUCUAGGGAAGAUAUAGAGGUGUUCCAGCUCUUUGCAGAUUUCAGAAACCAAGAGGAACCCAAGAGAGGCAAGAAAGAUCAAGAUCAAAAGAUAGAGUGACGAAGCCAAACUCAGAUCUUGUCGGGUUUGUUGGAUCUAGUCAGAUCCAUACCACUGACCAAUUCUUCAUUGGCUAUAGAACCUCACACUUGGAAGAGGGUCAUCAUUAAUGUAUCUUAUCUUUUGAGCUUGGGAGCUUUGUUAAACACACAAUAAAUUAGUUUUUCAUGUAUCACUUUUUACUUCUCCAGUGUUGCUACUUUUGUAGUCCUUAACAGUGGAAGUGUCUAAUUGUU